Messenger RNA from Zerene cesonia (dogface butterfly), 441 nucleotides. RefSeq lists its product as uncharacterized. The transcript has 2 exons. NCBI's taxonomy places the organism in Eukaryota, Metazoa, Arthropoda, Insecta, Lepidoptera, Pieridae. The record is from RefSeq and is a predicted model, not a curated record. The coding region runs from base 1 to 441 and encodes 146 amino acids.
AUGCUCUGUCCUGAAGGUGCUAUACAAAACGAAAUUAUAUCUAAAGAGGAAGAAGAAAAAGUUUGUAAGAAAAGUAAAAAGAUAGUUGCUGAAGGCACAGGUAGCUUGGAGUUAAAUUCAUUCAAAAAUCCAAGAAACUGGAAGAAAUCUAUAACAAAUUUCUUUCGUAAUCAAUUACGAUCUACCAAAUCAAAUGAUGGAGAUAGACCUUCUGGCAGUAAUGAAAACUUUGAAGAUAAAGAUGUUGCUCCGGAACAAAAAUGGCAGUCACUAGGCAAAGUAUUCAGACGUCAAAGUUUUGCUGAACAUUGGCAAAAAUCGCCUAGUCCACAUGGAGAAUGCUCAUCGCAAAAUAAACGUUUUGCAGUUAGAAAAGUAAUUUCAAGUUAUUUUGGAAAAUCUCAAAAAUCACCUUCCGUAUCUAAUGAAGACCAAUCCUAG